Molecule: messenger RNA, 698 nt
Organism: Andrographis paniculata
Lineage: Eukaryota; Viridiplantae; Streptophyta; Magnoliopsida; Lamiales; Acanthaceae
Exons: 3
Coding region: 100-567 (155 amino acids)
Source: RefSeq, a predicted model, not a curated record
UAAUAAUAAUAAUAAUAAUAAUAAUACCAUUGGAUUCAUCAUCCUCUCUCUCUAGAGAUGUUGUUAUGUUUACUUUUGGGAGCAUUGAAUUGGUGAUUAAUGGCUACAAGGUUGUCCCUUCACUCACCCCCCACUCUGACUCCAAGCCAUGUCUCCUCCUCCUCAGUCAGAAUCAGAAUCAGAAUCAAUUCAGCAGCAGCAGCAGGCUCAAUUACUACCAGUAGACUAGUAGCCAUGUGUGGCAGCAGCAAUCAUCAUCACAUCUCACCAGCAAGAUCCGAUCAAAAUCUCAUCAAGGUGGUGGUGUUUGAGGACAAAACAUCCGGUAUCGUCUGCUACAAAGAUGAAAAUGGGGAGAUAGUAUGUGAAGGCUACGACGAGGGCCCUCGUUUACAACAUCAUCAUCAUCAUCAUCAGAUGUCAAGAUUUGCUCAUUCUGAUCAUUCAAGCAAUAGUGUGGAAACAGUGGAGAUGCUGCAGAGAUGUUUAGCACAAGACACAGAGACACACAGCAGUAGGCAAGCAGAAGCAGAAAUGUUAGAAGAAAGAUUCAACAAACUCAGGUAAUAAGUAAAUGUCGAGCCCAGGGUGGGUUUUCACAAAUACAGACACCACUUGAAUAUGGAACAUCAAUAGUUGCUUUACUACUACUUCUGUUUUUGCAUAUAUCAUUGACAAAAAUUUACAAUAACAACCAA